UUGUCAUUCAAACCUGUGUACAGCUGAGCUGACCAUGGAUGUAUUAAAUUUCAAUUUCUUCCUGUGCGGUUAGAAGUCAACGAGGUUGACAAUUAAGUUGUCAAUUUCGUUCAUGGCAGAUCUCCUCCACUAUAAAUAAAACAAGUGUCAUUGGGCUCUAGUGUUAUCCUUAUCUUGAUUGUUCUAAGGCAUCAUCAUUUAAUGCUGGCCUUGGGAAUGAGCUUUUCAAGCAUCGAUUCAUUCAUUUGUUGAGAUUUUCUUUUUCUAGGCCUGGAUUUCGUGAGCUGCCGUGGUUUUUGAGAUUUGGGUGUCAGCCAUGGAUUCAGAAAGUUGCGAACUUGAAAGCAGUGGGAAGAGAAGCUGGUCGGAUUCGAAUUGUUGCAGCUUUCCUCCAGCCAAGAGAUUCAACAAAAAUAGUUUUUUUUGCUCACAAGAAAGCGAAGAGGAUGAUUUCAGUUGCAUAAGUGACUUGAUUCAAGUGACCGGCGACUGUGAUUUUUCAGAUGGGAAUCUGAGAUUUUACGAUGAGUCGACCCCGAAUUCAACACAGACCGAUCUGGAUGAUCUCCUGACGAGCCUUCUGACGGAAUCUGAGAUUCCCAACACGUUUUCUGUUCCGGAGACGAUUAAUAGCUUGGAUGGAGAUCCAGGGAAAAUGGGUGGCUCAACGUCUCUGUAUUCAGGGCCGACUAUUACAGACAUACAGUCUGCUUUGUCGACUUAUCAUAAAAAGGCGCAAUCUUUACCCACCUCCUCAAUCUUUGAUUCGCGCACCAUUUUCGAUUCGUUGCAGAGUACAAAGCCGGCUGCGUCUCAGAACUGGCUGGACUCACUUUCCCACGGAUCUUACCGCAGCUUCUUUUCGAGUUCAAUAAACGAUCUGUUCUAUGGAAGAUUACGCCGGGGGAAAAGCGAGGCGAAGUAUUCACUCAAGGUUAAAUGCCCUGGGAACGCCACAGGUGAUGGGUAUAAAUGGAGAAAGUAUGGUCAGAAGUCGAUUAAGAAUAGCCCAUACCCCAGGAGCUACUACAGAUGCACAAAUCCAAAGUGCAGAGCGAAGAAACAGGUGGAGAGGUGUGUUGAUGAUCCCGAAACAGUCACCAUCACUUAUGAAGGCCUCCAUCUUCAUUUUUCUUACCCACCAUUGCAAACUAGUCAAGAGCCCAUCUAUUCUCUUAAUCAGCAAGACAAUAACAUUUAUGAGAAGGUGAAAAACAAGAAAGCUGCUGUUCUAGACAAUGGGUAUAAUGGCUGCUUUAACAAUGAAGGUGGUGAUCUAAUGCAGUCAUCUGAAUCCCCCACCAUUGUUGCUGCCCAUCAACUUCUUAUAGAACAAAAUGAUAAGUCAUCUGAAUCUCUGAGAUCUAGGGGAGAAAAUAGUGAUAUAAUGGAUGGAAAUAGUAUGAAUUUUGGAGUUGUUGAAGAAGAAGGUGGUGGGUGGCGUAGGGAUGGUCUGCUUCAGGAUAUUGUUCCAUUUCAAGUAAUAAAUCCAUCAUCUUCUCUAUCUUCUCCGGCCUCUUCUUUAUCUUCUUCUCCAUAAAGCAGAAACUAGUUCAAACACUUCAGUCCAAAGGUGUAUAUAAAAAGUUUUUGUGGUUUAGUUGAGCUCUCCAAGAGACUGCACUUCUAGUUUAAAACCACACUUAUUUGUUGAAUUAUUGUAGCAAAUAAUAAAAUGGUUUGGUUUUGAAGAGGAGCAUGUAUUUAUUCUCUGGUUAAUUAAGAGGACUCCAUUAAUGGUGUCUAGAUAACUGCUCCAAACAUGUU
Messenger RNA from Cryptomeria japonica (Japanese cedar), 1767 nucleotides. Its product is annotated as probable WRKY transcription factor 11. Gene Ontology annotation, molecular function: DNA-binding transcription factor activity; sequence-specific DNA binding. The transcript is spliced from 3 exons. NCBI's taxonomy places the organism in Eukaryota, Viridiplantae, Streptophyta, Pinopsida, Cupressales, Cupressaceae. Gene Ontology annotation, biological process: regulation of DNA-templated transcription. The coding region runs from base 317 to 1540 and encodes 407 amino acids. The record is from RefSeq and is a predicted model, not a curated record.